This is a messenger RNA of Theobroma cacao (cacao), 1342 nucleotides long. RefSeq lists its product as uncharacterized. Lineage: Eukaryota; Viridiplantae; Streptophyta; Magnoliopsida; Malvales; Malvaceae. The record is from RefSeq and is a predicted model, not a curated record. Gene Ontology annotation, molecular function: RNA binding.
ACACUUAAAACCCUAACAAAUUAUUGUAAAGCAGCAUUGCAGAGAGAUAGAUGGUGAAGAAUAUGAGCGAAGCGGCGGCCGCGGCAUCGGCAUCUUCAUGCGGAGUGCGUUCCGAAACCGUGGAGAAAGCAGUGAAUGCUCUGCUGAAAUGGAGAGAUUCUCAGUCCCAUUCCCAAAAGCCCCAACUUCUCGAGCAAGAUGAAUUGCUCUAUCUGAUUGUCAGUCUCAAGAAAAUUCCUCAAAAGCCCCGCGUUAAUCCUCACAAAGUGCCUCUUCCUCACCCGCUCAUCGAUCCCUCUACGGAUCCCGCCGAGCUUUGCUUGGUCAUCGAUGACCGCUCCAAGUCAGGCCUCACCAAAGACGCUGCUUCCAAGAAAAUUAAGUCCGAAAACAUACCCAUCAGUAAGGUGAUCAAGCUGUCCAAGCUCAAAACGGAUUAUCGGGCCUUCGAGGCCAAGAGAAAGCUUUGCGAUUCCUACGACAUGUUUUUCGCGGAUAAGAGGAUUCUCCCGCUUCUGCCUCGGCUAUUGGGGAAGCAGUUUUUCAAAAAGAAGAAGAUUCCAGUGCCAGUGGACCUCAAGCACAAUAACUGGAAGGAGCAGAUUCAUAAGGGUUAUGCCUCUGCUCUGUUGUUCUUGAGUACCGGGACUUGCAGCGUGGUGAAGGUGGGGAAGCUUUCGAUGGAUAAGAAGGAGAUUGUUGACAAUGUGACAGCUGCUAUUCAUGGUAUUGCAGAGAUUGUGCCCAGCAAGUGGGGCAACAUCAGGUCGUUUCAUUUGAAGUUGCUUGACAGCUUGGCGCUCCCUCUUUAUCAGGCUGUGCCUGAUCUGCGCUUGAAGAUUCUGGCUGAAGCUGAUAACCCUUCUAAGGAAGUCUUGGAGGAAAAACAAGAAGAAGAAGAUGCUUCUCAUCAAAAGAAGAAGAAACACAAGAAAAGCAAGGGGAGGAUACACGAGGUUCAAUACAUGGAUGAAAAUAGCAAUGACACAGACUCUGGGGCUAAGAGAAAAGAUGAAAACAAAACUGACAAUGUCUUGAACAAGAAAAACAAGACUGCACUAAAAAAGUUAAGCGCUAAUGACAUCAAUACCAGCGAUAGGAAAAAGAAGAAAACUCUAUCAGCACAAUGAUUUGUCUUACUCAACACUACAGAGUAAACUAGGUUGUCAGUGGUGUUUUACAGCACAAUCAUUUAUUUUUGUCAUGUGGCAUCAGAUUUAGCUUUCAAUUUUGGUGUGAUCUUUGUCUUUUGAUGGUCUAUGUUAUUGUAUGAAUAUUCAAACAGUUUAUGUAUCUUGAUCAUGGAGACGCAACAGAAUGUUACUUUAUUGUUUCUGCAUCU